Dinoponera quadriceps is the source of this 2589-nucleotide messenger RNA. It is a transcript of the gene Marcal1, whose product is annotated as SWI/SNF-related matrix-associated actin-dependent regulator of chromatin subfamily A-like protein 1. Bases 290 to 2308 code for a protein of 672 amino acids. Gene Ontology annotation, molecular function: ATP binding; ATP-dependent chromatin remodeler activity. NCBI's taxonomy places the organism in Eukaryota, Metazoa, Arthropoda, Insecta, Hymenoptera, Formicidae. The record is from RefSeq and is a predicted model, not a curated record. The transcript has 13 exons. Gene Ontology annotation, biological process: replication fork processing; DNA repair. Gene Ontology annotation, cellular component: nuclear replication fork.
UGUAAUGUUUAUCGUUUCCUUUCCUUUCCAUGGAAUGUCAAACUUAUUUAUCACACUGUAAUUAGUCUGAUCACACUGUAAUCACACUAUAAUUAUUGAGAAUUUAAUAUAGUUCACUCAAAAAGAGCCGAACUGGCAAGAGUAACCACAAUAUGACGGUUAAUUUAUUUAAUGUAAACAAAACAGAUCACGUCUGAUUGUUUUUUGGUUAAGAUUUUUUGAAAUGUUUCUGUCGUGGGCGAUUAGAUCCACUUAAAUAAACGCUUGGUGGAGAACAUAAUCGGACAGAAUGAGCAAAAUGUGUUCUCUGGAAGAAAUUGAGAAAAAGCGCUUAUUAGCAUUGCAAAGAAGAAACCAAUCCCAACUGAAGGCACAAAAUAAUGUACCUAAUAGUCCUGUUCAUAAAAAGAUAAGUCCCAAUUAUAAUACAAAUGUUGUGAGACAUCACAAAUCGAACAACCGUUUCAAUCCUAUAGAGCCAAGGAAUUUCUUUACAUCAUCGAAAUCUGUAACUGGGAAGUGUUACAUGAUUAGCGACGACAGAUUCGCAUUGGAAACAUCGUUAUAUGUACCUGCAAUUAUUGAAACAUUUAAAACAGUUGCAAGCAAAUUAUAUGAUCCAAAUUCUAAGAUAUGGAAUUUUCACAUAAAUGAUUACGACCACCUGAUGCAGAAAUUAGUUGGGCAUGAGUCUAAAAUAUCUGUAACAAGAAUUCCUCAAAUUGUCUUCCAGAUAUUCAAAAAAAACUUAAAGUCAGAAAAAGACAGCCAAACACCAGAGCCAGAUUUGUCGAAAAUUGAUGAAACACUGAUGGAUACUUUGAUGCCGUUUCAGCGAGAUGGCAUAUGCUACGGCAUAUCCAAAGGAGGUCGUUGCUUAAUCGCAGAUGAUAUGGGAUUGGGGAAAACUAUACAAGCGUUAGGCAUAGCAUGUUACUUCAGGACAAAUUGGCCGCUUCUAAUUGUAGUUCCUUCAUCUGUCAGGUUCCAGUGGUCUGAGGCAAUUUACCAAUUCUUACCGUCCAUACCUACGCACUACGUUCAUCAUUUUGCAAAUACAAAGGAUUAUAUCGGAGACGAAAAAGUCACUAUCAUAUCGUACGACUUAUUACAUCGAGCUGUUGAUGUUUUCGAGAAACAUAUUUAUGGAUUUAUUAUUCUGGAUGAAUCUCAUGUGCUGAAGAACAGUAAAACUGCAAGAUUCCAAGCAGCUCAACGGAUAUGCGCCCAGGCACGUCAUGUCGUGCUGCUCACUGGAACGCCAGCUUUGUCGAGGCCGAUCGAACUGUAUUCACAGAUCAGUCUCAUCAUGCCACGCUUUAUGAAGUACGAAGAAUAUGGUUUGAGGUACUGUGCAGGACAGAAGAAUAAUUUCGGUUGGGAUUUCACGGGCUUCUCGAAUAUGCAAGAAUUGCAAUUGCUGCUGAGAAUAACUUGCAUGAUCCGACGGCUGAAAGUCGAUAUAUUACAUCAGUUGCCCUCUAAAAUAAGACAAAUGGUUAUCUUAAAUCCAGACUUAAUUAAAGCCGGUACUAGGGAGAUGCGAGACAAGUUUGAACAGAUGCGAAAAAAUACCACGGGCCUGGAGAGGCACAAUGUCCUGUUGCAAUAUUACACCGAGUCCAGUAUUGCAAGACUCAGGGCGGUAUGCGCACAUGUAAAGAAUUUAUUUGAACGGAAGAUAAAGUGCCUUUUGUACGCUCAUCAUCAGAGUGUUCUGGACGCUAUCUGCAACGUUGCUGAAUCCAUGAAGAUACGGUACAUAAGGAUCGAUGGUAAAACCACUUCGGAGCAGAGGAAAUAUCAAGUCGACAAGUUUCAAAAGCACGACGAUUACUUGACAGCUGUUCUGUCGCUCACCGCCGCAAACGCGGGUAUUACGUUAACGGCCGCUCAUCACGUAGUUUUCACUGAAUUAUUCUGGAAUCCUGGUAUUAUGUGCCAAGCGGAAGACAGAGUCCACAGAAUCGGACAGAAUAAGGACGUCAUAAUUCAGUAUUUAGUGGCAAACAAUACCGCCGAUGACCACAUAUGGCCGUUACUUAAGAAGAAGUUGAACGUUCUAAAUGCAGUCGGCCUCGAGCAAGAUUUAACGAUAAAGGAUAUUGAUAUUUCGGUGCAGAAACAAAUUGGACAGCAAGACUUGAGUUCUUUUGUGAGCAUCUCGCCUUCUUCUUCUAAGGAAGAAGAGAAUUGUUCACCCAUGGAAGACUUGGCAUCCACUUCCUUCAACUUGGAUGAAUUUAAAGAAGAAUUGAUUGAAGUUGAUGGGGCACUCUUCGAUCCCUGCGAUUGGGAUGAUAUGUAAUUGUAUUGCAGUUGUCGAAGAAGUUCGUUUUGAUACUCUGACCGCCAGUACUGAAAAUCUACAGUAUAUGAACUAUGGAUUUUCAGUAGUGAAAGUAUAUAUCGGAAAUGCCAUUUAAUAUUUGAUAUGUCUCUUUUACCUAGAAGAAUUAUAAGUUUAUUUUUAUCACCUCGUCAAAUUCCAUCUUGUUAUGAAAGUUCAGGAUUUAAUAGGGGAGGCUAAAUAUAUAUUUGUAAUUAUGAUAGAGAAAAUGCGAGAAAUAAUAAAUUAUUUUGCUAAUA